AUGUCUAACACUGACCAUACGAAUGAUUACGAGGGAAAGUUUGACGGAGAAUGGUAUCUUAAUACCUACUAUGAACCUACACUUGAGAUCUUAGAAGAGGAUGUAUAUCUACGGUUUACUCUGGACAGCUUACACGACGCGUUUAGGACAGUUAAGCUGACCGGAGGUCGCCUGCUGGACGUCGGUACUGGUCCAACACUACAUUCAGUUAUCAGUGCAAGUCAACAUGUUGAGGAAAUUUUCCUGAGUGACUACACGGACCAGAACAGAAUAAUGCUCACCGAUUGGUGGAAAUCGGGAGCGAGGACACAGACGGGAAUAAUGGCGUAUGUCUUACGGAAAGAACAGUCAAUUCAGACCAUAUCUACCAGACUUAAUGACAUGCGGCAGAAAGUCCAGGGAAUUUUACCAGUUGAUGUACAUUUGGAACAACCUCUCGGGACUGAGUACGGUUCGGAGUAUUUCGACAUCGUCAUUUCUAGUCUAUGCCUCGAAGUUGCCUCGACGUCAUUGGACGAGUAUAAGAAGGCAACCGGUAAUGUAUGUAGCCUGAUCAAACCAGGGGGCUACUUUGUCCUGGUAGGUUUAUGUGGCCAGUCGUUCUACAAAGUCGGUGACAGCACUUUCAGUAGUCUCCCUAUGGAACUUCGCGAGGUAGAGGAUACCCUUGAAAUUCUAGGAAAUACUCUUCUUAGUAUACGCUGGAUUAAAACGGAGUACAGUGAAUUAAGUGACACAAAAGGGGCGUUUGUUAUCGUAGCUCAAAAGAGCAAGAGUUGA
Ylistrum balloti is the source of this 780-nucleotide messenger RNA. RefSeq names its product nicotinamide N-methyltransferase-like. The coding region runs from base 1 to 780 and encodes 259 amino acids. Lineage: Eukaryota; Metazoa; Mollusca; Bivalvia; Pectinida; Pectinidae. The record is from RefSeq and is a predicted model, not a curated record. Gene Ontology annotation, cellular component: cytosol. The transcript has 3 exons. Gene Ontology annotation, molecular function: N-methyltransferase activity.